AUGGAGCCGGGCAGCGUGGACAACCUGAGCGUCGUGUACCAGAGCAGUGACUUCCUGGUGGUGAACAAGCACUGGGACCUGCGCAUCGACAGCAAGACCUGGCGGGAGACGCUGACCCUACAGAAGCAGCUGCGGCACCGCUUCCCGGAGCUGGCCGACCCGGACACCUGCUACGGCUUCAGGUUCUGUCAUCAGCUGGACUUCUCCACCAGUGGGGCACUGUGUGUGGCCCUCAAUAAGGCGGCAGCUGGCAGUGCCUACAGGUGCUUCAAGGAGCGGCGUGUCACCAAGGCCUACCUGGCUCUGGUGCGGGGACACGUCCCGGAGAGCCAGGUGACCAUCAGCCAUGCCAUCGGCAAGAACACCACGGAGGGCCGUGCCCACACCAUGUGCAUUGAAGGCACUGAGGGCUGUGAAAACCCCAAGCCGAGCCUCACGGAGCUCGUGCUGCUGGAACACGGAUCGUACGCGGGAGACCCCGUAUCCAAGGUGCUGCUGAAGCCACUGACGGGCCGGACGCACCAGCUGCGUGUGCACUGCAGCGCCCUGGGCCACCCAGUCGUGGGCGACCUGACCUAUGGGCAGGCUGGUGAUCGAGAGGCCCAGCCCUUCCGCAUGAUGCUACACGCCUUCUACCUGCGCAUCCCCACUCGGGCCGAGCGCGUGGAGGCCUGCACGCCGGACCCCUUCCUGCCUACCCUGGAUGCCUGCUGGAGCCCGCACACCCUGCUGCAGCCACUGGACCAACUUGUCAGGGCCCUGCGGGCCGCCCCCGACCCCGAGCCCAUUGACAAGGACGCCUGCGGACCCCUUCCACCCCACCCCACGUCCCCUGAGACUGAGGCACAGCGGGCCUCUUGCCUGCAGUGGCUGUCGGAGUGGACGCUGGAGCCCGGCCACUGAGGCGUGGGCCGGGGAUCUGCACGACACAGCCGAGGCCUGGCCCGUUCAGCCAUCCCCAUUGUGGGCAGCUGCAGGCUGGUCAGCUUAGCAGCCAGGCCUGGGGAGGGUCCUGCAGGGCCAAGGACAGUAUCCUUGUCCUACCAUCCCGGGACCAACAGGACUGGGCCAGGAGCCAGCCAAGCUGCCCUCGGCUGAGCCCCAGGCAGCUGUGCCCCCACAGAGGUGCUGGCCAACUCCCUGGCUGGGGCCCCAGGCCCACAGGGUUCCUUCUCCACCCAGGCCCCCCCGGCCCACAGCCUGACCAGCUCCUCUCCUGCUGACCCUGCCUGGCUGGGACCCCUGGACCAUGCCUGGCCAACCUUGUGCCUUCGCUCCUGCUGGACUCCAAUCAAGGCUUCUCUCACAGACCCCAAGCUGGGCCUGUGGGGGCCACCCGGGGCUCCUCUCACGGACCCUAAACUGGGCCUGUGGGGGCUGCCUGGGGCUCCUGCUCCCUUGCAGCCACAGGUAUCCCCUAACGUUGGGGCCGCUGCCCUCCUCCCUGGUCUGGCCAUGCCACCCCACUGUAGCUAAGCUGCACAGAUUGAAUAAAUGUUCCUGAACCAGCCCCAAAGGGACCACAAC
Ochotona princeps (American pika) is the source of this 1527-nucleotide messenger RNA. It is a transcript of the gene RPUSD1, whose product is annotated as RNA pseudouridine synthase domain containing 1. Gene Ontology annotation, molecular function: RNA binding; pseudouridine synthase activity. NCBI's taxonomy places the organism in Eukaryota, Metazoa, Chordata, Mammalia, Lagomorpha, Ochotonidae. The coding region runs from base 1 to 903 and encodes 300 amino acids. The record is from RefSeq and is a predicted model, not a curated record. The transcript is spliced from 5 exons. Gene Ontology annotation, biological process: pseudouridine synthesis.